CACCGAUCAACGGAAAGAGCCGAAGACGUUGGCUCUGUCAUGUGAUCAGCUGUGUCCUCAGAGAGGACAUGUACACUGAUCAUCAGGGCACUGAUGAUCAGUGUAGCCCCAUCAGUGCCACCUGUCAGUGUCCAUCAAUGCCACCUGUCAGUGUCCAUCAAUGCCACCUGUCAGUGCUCAUCAUUGCCACCUGUCAGUGCCCAUCAGUGCCACACCAAUGCCACAUAUCAGUGCCCAUCUGAGCUGCCUUUCAGUGCCACCUAUCAGUGCAAGUCAGUGCCACCUAUCAAUCAGUGCUGCCAAUCAGUGCUGCCUAUCAGUGCCAGUCAGUGCCGCCUAUCAGUGUCAGUCAGAGCUGCCUAUCAGUGUCGCCUAACAGUG
Molecule: messenger RNA, 381 nt
Organism: Staurois parvus
Lineage: Eukaryota; Metazoa; Chordata; Amphibia; Anura; Ranidae
Source: the annotation of a GenBank genome assembly